CUUGUCUUCGUCGCCCUGUUUCCUAUUCCUUCUACCUGUCGACCGAAGGAGGAACUUUUUUCUCUUUCGUUCCAGAAAACGGGGGAAAGCUGCGCUCCUCGGAGGUCCGGCGGUUCCACCACCACCAACUGGACCUGUUAAACGUUUGCUGCUUCUCUCUUAAAGAUUGCGCACGGGGGUCAUCCAGUAGUACAAGUGGAGGAGGAAGAAGAACGACAUGGGAAGGAGAGGGAAGUGGUUUAUUGCUGUCAGCAGAGCAUUCAACCCUGAGAGCAAUGAGAAGAAAAGCCAGAAGAACCACAAAUCUAAGAGGAAAUGGAAAUUGAGGAGACCCAAACAUUAUCUUCCGGUCCCUUCUGAAGUGGCAGAGAAAUCAAUUACUGAUGCCACCAAACCGCCGGAUUGCUAUCUUUCACAGGGCAUUAAAUUGGUGAAAGUGGAGGAUGAACACAGCAAGAAUGCCUACAAUGUGGCUCUCACCAGUGCUGCUGCAGCAGAAACUGCAGAUGUUGCUGCUCAGGCUGCGGCAGCGGUUGUUGGACUCACCAUCACAAGACUUAUGGGCAAGUCGAGAGAAGAGGCUGCAGCAAUCAAGAUCCAGACUGCUUUUCGUGGGUACCUGGCAAGGAUAGCACUGCAAGGUUUGAGGAGACUUGUCAGGUUGAAGACAUUAGUUGACGGUAAUGCUGCCAAGCAUCAGACGUCAAACACAUUACACUGCAUGCAAACACUGGCCAGAGUUCAGUCACAGAUACGCUCAAGGAGGAUCAGAAUGAGAGAAGAAAACCAAGCUCUGCAAAGGCAGCUACAGCUGAAACAUGAAAUGGAACUUGAGAAACAAAAAGUAGGAGAUGAAUGGGAUGACAGUCUCUGGUCAAAAGAACAAAUCGAAGCAAAUCUAGUUAACAAGCAAGAGGCUGCUAUAAGAAGAGAAAGGGCACUAGCAUAUGCAUUUUCUCAUCAGUGGAAGAACUCUUCAAGAGAAGUAACCCCGACAUUCACAAACCCAAACAAUCCACAAUGGGGUUGGAGCUGGUUGGAGCGCUGGAUGGCAUCUAGGCCAUGGGAGAACUACAAUGCAAUAAACAAAGAUGUCAAUGACCACGCAAAGAAAGCAAGCCCAAGAGUUGGGGAGCAAACAAUCAAAUUAUAUGCACAUCAGGAUACCAAUUUGCAAAGGACUCCAGUGGAUCAUCAGAAGUCAAGCCAUUCCUCCAGCCACCAUUCACCCUUAACACCCCCUUCCAAACACUCAUCUGCAGGAAAAGAGAAAUCAGUGAGCUCAAGAGCUGCCACUGACGACUCGAGAAGCAUGGUCAGCUUGCAAUCAGGGCGUCGAAGGAGGCAAAGCAUUGCAGGGUCAUCAUUCGGGGAUGAUGCAAGCCUAGCAAGCUCUCCCAGCAUCCCAAGCUACAUGGCAUCGACAGAAUCAGCAAGGGCCAAAUCUCGGUUCCAGAGGCCACCAAAUAACAAUGUGGAAACUCCCGAGAGGGGAUCUGUUAAUGCGGUAAAGAAGCAUCUUUCGUAUCCAGUGGCAGAUAAGUGCAGCAUAUUGUCUCCAGCAAGAAUUAGGCGCAAUUCAGAUCCUCCGAAACUGGAUGUUGCCUCACUGAAAGAUGUAGCUAUUUGCGUCGAGCAAACGAGCAAUGGUGGGAGCAGGUAGCCUGCUCUAGCAGCAACUGACAGAAGUGCCUGGUGGUGAGUAUGGUGCAAACACCGAACUUGUUUAUUGUACUAUCGAUAUUGGUAUGAAAUUGGUCUCGAGUGAGAGCAGUUUGAGGUGGAUUGCACAACUAUUUCUAUGAUUUCUUGAGCUUUCUUGUGUAUUGUUUCUGAACAUAUGGAACUAAGAACAGACAUUGAGACAACUGUUGAU
Messenger RNA from Musa acuminata subsp. malaccensis (wild Malaysian banana), 1876 nucleotides. RefSeq names its product protein IQ-DOMAIN 3-like. The record is from RefSeq and is a predicted model, not a curated record. NCBI's taxonomy places the organism in Eukaryota, Viridiplantae, Streptophyta, Magnoliopsida, Zingiberales, Musaceae. Gene Ontology annotation, molecular function: protein binding.